AUGGGCGCUGUCGAGAGCAAGCAGCCCCGCAGCCAGAGGCGCGGUGGCGAAGGACAGAGGAGAGGUCUCGAAACAUCGCGGCAGCUGAUCGAGAUCCCUCUCGACCUCAACGCAUUCUUACAGGCAAAAGAAGCCCAGUUCGGCUCUGCCAACCCCGAAGAAGACACAGCAGCCGUCAGCAACUCCAGCGAGGCCGAGUUGGGAGACACCCCAGCCAGCAACACCUCCCCGGAGCAGGGGCAGGAGCAGGAGCCUAACACCAACCCAAAGGCUCCCAUUCAGUCUCCUCUAUCUGUGCAGGCUUCUGUCAGGGCCGCCAACAGAGUCUUUCGCAAUGCCGACUGGUCCGUACCCCUACAAGAAUUCAUAACGGCCCUCAAGCUCGACACAAACGGCGCCCAUGUCAUCUACGAGUCAGACAUUGAAAAGGCAGGUGUCAAGCUUCCCGAGGAGCUAAAGGCACGCACAAGCUUGAGCAACCCAGCCAAAUUCGCAGCCCAUGUCCAUAAGUUUGUGUACCGCCAAAGCAGAACAGCUUUCUCAGAUGAUUUGAGGCAUCUCUACUUCCUCUACCACCCUGAUUCGGAGUGGCAUCCAGAUUUCUGCGACUUUGCUCAGGAUAAGCCUCUGCCAGACAACUUCCUUGGCUUCUCUGAUAAUCUGGAUGCUCUUGUCGCCUGGAUGAUGUUUAUCCGGCAAAACUUGGGGAGACGCUCAGACACAACCAUGUUUCACCUACUGAUACCCACCUGGCGACCCAUGUUCAUUGGCAAUGCGCUCGAGUUUCCGGAUCUGGGGACCCUCACCAUCCACGGCGAGACUCACAGUUCCAACAACUUUGUCUGGUUCAACCUACCAACACUUGAGGACUACCCAGGGAACUUGCUUUUGAAAGACGUGGGGAACGUCACCCGCGAAGAGAGCGAAUGGAAGACGGCUGCCACGGUCGGAACAGCCGUCGGGGGUAUAUCAGCCUCGUUGGCCGGCACCUUCGCCCUCAGCGUAGCUUUCCCUCUCCUCACCCCCCUAGCACUCGUUGGGGCCUUGUCUGCAGCUGGCGCAUGCAGCACCAUUGCCACAACACAGGUGAACAAAGGCCUAAGCAGAGAGAUCCCUCGGGUUCUUGGAGGGUUUGAGGUUACCAAGGAACUUGUGGUCCCAGAGGUUGAGACCGCCAAAGAGGAGUCGGUGGCCAGUGAGCAGGAGGAUCUGAAAGAAGAUCCCAAAGAGGAAAGCAGCAAGGAAGAACCGGUUAAGAGCAAGAGCGAGAAGAGCAGGGCCAAGAAUGAUCAGGCCAAGGAGGCCAAGGAAGCCAAAGAAGCCAAGGAAGCCAAAGGGCCAGUCGACGUCCAAGCAGAGGCCAAGGCAACAAGCGGCAAAAAGCAUCGACGAAGUGAACGCAAAUCAGAAUAUCAAACCCCUUUUCCGUACUUUACCCCAACCUGA
Messenger RNA from Fusarium vanettenii 77-13-4, 1446 nucleotides. RefSeq lists its product as uncharacterized. The record is from RefSeq and is a predicted model, not a curated record. Bases 1 to 1446 code for a protein of 481 amino acids. The transcript is spliced from 2 exons. Lineage: Eukaryota; Fungi; Ascomycota; Sordariomycetes; Hypocreales; Nectriaceae.